Messenger RNA from Ceratitis capitata (Mediterranean fruit fly), 1173 nucleotides. RefSeq lists its product as uncharacterized. Bases 799 to 1089 code for a protein of 96 amino acids. Lineage: Eukaryota; Metazoa; Arthropoda; Insecta; Diptera; Tephritidae. The record is from RefSeq and is a predicted model, not a curated record. The transcript has 2 exons.
UUCAGGCAAUCUUCAAAGCUAAAAAAAUAAAUAAACCUUCUCCAACAGGUAAAGAAAAGAUGGAAAGCUUUUAAUUUCAAAUAUAAAUAGAAUUAUUUAAAGAAAAAACACAUGUACAUACUUUAAGAAGUUUUCAAAAACUUAUUCUCACCUGAUGCUGCUGCUGCUGAGGUUUCACAAAAAGAGAAGUUUAAAACGGCAACAUCGGCCUUUUAUUCCUUUCACAGAAGGUUGUUCCACAGAAGGUGGAAGGUGUAACGAAACGGGAAUUUACUAGCAGCAGCGUCAUCUCCGGGUAAAGAUUCUGGCUUUGGUGCAGGGUUGCAUACUCAAACAGUAAUUAUGUAUAUACUUAUGACCAUUACACGUUCAUAGAUGAUAUAAAAUCAGCUAAUUACAAAUUGUAUGGCAUUUGAAACGGAAUCGCGAUAAGGCAUUCUCUUUGUGCUAUCCAAUUUUAUCAGGUGACUCAUACGCUCAGAAACAAAACAGUGUUGUACUCUUAGUAACUGCGCAGUAGCUAAAAAUAUAUUUCGAAUUGAAUAUUUAAUAUUUCCCAUUUGCAUAAUUCUUUUUCUAGUAGAGAUAUAAAAUAUUGCAAAAAAAAAGCUUAUUAAAAUACGAGUAUAUAAGGGUAGUCGUAUAUUCUUUCUAUUUCUCAAAAGAUGCAUAACAGCUACGAGAUUUCAAGAUUUCCACUAAUUACCUAUACCUUCAUAUCAAAAAGGCAACACUAACAACAAUUUGCUAUACUGCAAAAGCGAAUUUCAAAACGAUUAGUUCAUCGUAAAAACCAGAAUGAAUAGCAUUGGUGCGGUCUUUACCGUCUUGGCAGUUUUGAUAUUGAUUUAUAUUCUUUAUUCCAGAUGUUUCGAAAAGUCUGGCAAGGUAGAUAAUGGACAAAGCAAAAUGCAUAUCAAUGGCAAACGGUUGAGCCAACUCGAAUGGAUACAAAUAAAAGAGAAAAUAUGUAACAUAAAUAACUUAGCUCUAGAAGAAAGAUAUGUAUAUCUAAAAAUCCUAAAAGAUAAUCCACAGCUAAUGGUAGCAAUAAUUAAGGAACGACAAAAAGAUGAAAAGAAACUUUAAUUGUUGAAAAGGAAGUCGACAACGUAAAUAUAUUGGCGUUUCCCUAAAAAAACUGAGCUCCAUUAAAUUCAUUUUAUUUAACAU